AGUAACACUUUAUUCUUGGCACUCACUCCACACAUUUUUAGUAGACUAAAUCAAUUGCUGUAAUAUUACGCUACUGUAUAAUUAAUCAUGUAAUUAUAAAAGUAAUAUCAAUAUCGAAGAGUGGGCUUUUUAUAGGAACAAAUUAACACAUUUCAGCUAAAUACCCUGUUGAUGCAUGAGAUGAAACAAGCUGGUGGGGACGUUUCCAGAGACUCUGGCGCGCAGCUGAGCGCAUAUGGCGCACAAAACGUCUCAUCUUCCCUCAAUCUACAAGUGAGAGACUUCACUUCGGACACGUCAGUGGUGGAUAAGGACUGGAGACUUUGAUGGAAUGUGGAUCUCUUCACACUAACUUGAACAAUAGAAGAAAAAAUGACAUCUAGUGCGUUUAGGAAACCGUGACUAACUCGUGCUCGUAUUAUUGUUGAUCUGGAGCUUGUGAGAAGAUGCACAAGUUGAAUUGAUUCUAUCGGACGGUAUUUCGACCUUGUCUGGAUGUGGUCACACAGUUUUUCGGGUGAAGAUAGAAGGAAGUUUGAAAGGACAUAUAAUGAGAAUAACACACUGCUAGCGGUACUGAGGCUGCGAGCUGCAUCUGGAGCACACGCGAGGAGAGCAGACAGAGGCGCGCGCUUCUGCUGUAGACAGAUACGCGGGAAAGAGAAUAUGUAGAGCCUGCUAUUUCGCAGUAAACCAUGGCUUACCAUUGACCUUUCUUUGAGGAUUUAAGGACAUUUAAAAAAAAAACGGUUGUUUAAAAGAAGUUGACAGCUCAUCUUCCAUGGAGUCCCAUUGCAAUUUUGGAGACUCGAUGUGGGACAAAAAUGGACCGCAUGAACGGACUGAGCUCCAGGAUUAUCGUUGUGUUGCUCCACAGUAAGAUGUAGCCUGUUGUGUGUUCUUGGUGCUUAUGGAAACUUAAUUGCUACAUUUUCAUAAAACACAGGCUACAGAUGCCACGUUUCAUGCGUAAAGAUACGGACGAUGUAUUUAUUUUGUUGUUAUGCUGCGUGUGCAUUUCAAUUCAACAAUAUUGCAACUGCAUGUCUACAUUUCUAUCACCGUCCAAAGCGUCAGGCAGCUUGUCCAGUGCAUGUGCCCUGCAGUUGCUUGCCCUGGAUGGAGCGUCAAUAAGGGCACGAAUAUAAUCACAUGGACACGCCUCGUCAGUCAUUAAACAAAUCAGAUAAACACAGUGUUAAUAUGAUCAAUAGACUGUAUCGACGAGCCCGUAUAUAAGGCUAAUGAUUGGCCUAGCCUCUGUUUACUUAUCAUGCCUGCGAGAAUAUGGUGUGAAAUUUUCAGAUGACUGCUGACAGGUCAAUGAAAGAGACAUAUGAUAAAGCAGAGUAAAAGUUUAGAUUCGUAGAUUCGUAGAAAAGUAGAUUCGUAGGUACAUCAUACUAAACUCUUCAAUAACAGAUGGAAUACCCAUAGUGGAAAACUGCUGCUCUGACAGUAGAAUGUCUUCGAGAAUUCAUGAACAGGGUGCAUUUUUUGGCUCAUUUAUAAAGAGUGCUUUUUGAAAUAUUUAUAGACACCAUUCUGCAGGAUGAUUGCUGUGAUGAGCAUGGUGAACCAUCCUCCAGACUUGAUGGUCCCCAGGCAAGCGGCCAAGGAUCCAUUUUCCAUCUAAUUGGCCUGAGUUCAGGUGAUUGGAAUUAUGGGGUGAUUUCUAUCUCUACAAGCUGACAGAAACAUGGAUUUGAACUUCUCCACGGUCCGCGAUAGCGAUAAUUUGCUGGAGAGAGACUCAUCCAAGCGCGUUCUGACAGGCUGCUUUCUCUUUGCGCUCAUCCUGACCACACUGCUGGGGAACACACUGGUAUGUGUUGCAGUCACCAAGUUCCGCCACCUGCGCUCAAAGGUCACCAACUUCUUUGUGAUCUCUUUGGCCAUUUCAGACCUGCUGGUGGCCAUCUUGGUGAUGCCAUGGAAGGCAGCGACGGAGAUCGUGGGCUUCUGGCCGUUCGGUGCCUUCUGUAAUGUCUGGGUGGCGUUCGACAUCAUGUGCUCAACAGCGUCCAUUUUGAACUUAUGUGUCAUCAGCGUGGACAGAUACUGGGCGAUCUCAAGCCCAUUCCGCUACGAGAGGAAGAUGACACCCAAGGUGGCGUUUAUUAUGAUCAGUGUGGCAUGGACGCUGUCUGUGCUCAUCUCUUUCAUCCCUGUGCAGUUGAACUGGCACAAGGCUGCGGCGUUGGAGCUCAACGGCACUUACGGUGAGCUGCCGCCGGACAACUGUGACUCCAGCCUUAACAGGACCUAUGCCAUCUCCUCCUCCCUCAUCAGCUUCUACAUCCCUGUGGCAAUCAUGAUCGUGACUUACACCCGGAUUUACAGAAUUGCCCAGAUACAAAUCAGGAGGAUCUCAGCACUGGAGAGGGCUGCGGAGAGUGCCAAGAACCGCCACAGCAGUAUGGGUAACAACUCCAACAUGGAGACGGAGAGUUCCUUCAAGAUGUCUUUUAAAAGAGAAACCAAAGUCCUAAAGACCCUCUCUGUCAUAAUGGGGGUUUUUGUGUGCUGCUGGCUGCCCUUCUUCAUCCUCAACUGCAUGGUACCCUUCUGUGAGCCCAACGGCACCUCUGAUUUUCUCUGCAUCAGCCCCGGCACCUUCGACGUGUUCGUCUGGUUCGGCUGGGCCAACUCCUCACUCAACCCCAUCAUAUAUGCCUUCAACGCGGACUUCCGCAAAGCGUUCUCCAUCUUGCUGGGCUGCCACAGACUCUGCCCAGGCAGCAAUGCCAUAGAGAUAGUGAGCAUCAACAACAAUGGAUCCCAGCCGCCUGCAUCCCAGUAUCAGCCCAAAGGGCACAUUCCCAAGGAAAGCAACAAUGCCACCUAUGUGAUUCCCCACAGCAUCCUGUGUCAGGAGGAGGAGCUGCAGAAGAAGGAUGGCGUUGGGAUUAAGACCUUGGAGAAACUGUCCCCGUCCCUUUCUGGGAACUUGGGCAGCGAUGCCGAUGUGUCACUGGAAAAGAUUAAUCCUAUAACUCAGAACGGCCAACACAAAACUGUGACAUGUUGAGGGGUGUAUGUUUUGGUAUACAAACAUGAGAAGGAACCCAGAGGGAGAGACUUGGCAGUAUGCCUAGCAGAAGUGUGGUAUAUACAAACUGAGCUUCACUGCGAACCUUAAAACUCGAAUCACUAUGGAAAUCUACAGAAUGUUUCAAAUGAAGGCACUUUAUCCUGGAUAACUAUCUGCAAACACCUUCAGCAUUUAUUAUUAAAGUAUAGACAGAUUUGUUGAUAAAUGUUCCAUAACUUGAAUAAAGUAAAACGAAAUACACACGUGUAUACAUGUGUUGUAUUUACAAAUAUGUAUACAUUUGCAUGUGUACACAGUAGUGACAAAUAUCCUGGAAGCUGUUAUAACAUGGAGAAAGAAGUAGAAAUAUUAGCAAAAUGUCUCGUAGGUAAGUGCUUUACAUUUAUAUGUACAGCGUGUUUCAUAUUCUUACAAAGAUAACUAUAAAGAUAAUUGGUUUUGAUUGUUUUUUUUCGAUGUCAACCACAGUGUGUAAUUAUUUAAAAUGUUAUUUAUAAUAUUCAUCAUCAUUUAUUAGAGAGUUGAAUAGACUUCUGGUUAAUGAUAACUGACAAAAAUAAUAUGGAGAGAGACCAUAGGAUGGUGAAAUGGUUCAAAACAACCCUCAUCAACUCUUGCAUUUGCGUUGUUGUGAGAUUGAAGUGGUAAGCCUCAGCGUGGUAGGGUUGUGGUAAGGUAUGGUGUAUACACAUGUAUGCAUUUGAUAUUUAGAACACAUUGUCAGUAACGGAGGCUUUAAAUACCUUUCAUUUUCACAGAGAUACAACGUCUUAUGCCAAGUAUGUCAUAUUUCUAUAUAUUUUAGUUGCAUUCCCCUUUUGUAGUACAUGAUUCUCCCAAUUGGGAAAUGCAAAAGUGUUGAUGGAGCUCACUCUGAUUGUCACACCGGAUUUCAAAGAAUCUUCUGUCAAACCUGAUUUUAAAGAACCAACUGUCAAACCUGAUUUUAAAGAACAAACUGUCAAAUCUGAUUUUAAAGAACAAACUGUCAAACCUGAUUUUAAAGAACCAACUGUCAAAUCUGAUUUUAAAGAACCAACUGUCAAUCUGAUUUUAAAGAACAAACUGUCAAACCUGAUUUAAAAGAACAAACUGUCAAAUCUGAUUUCAAAGAACAAAUUGUCAAACCUGAUUUUAAAGAACAAACUGUCAAACCUGAUUUUAAAGAACAAACUGGCAAACCUGAUUUUAAAAAACUAACCGGCAAACCUGAUUUUAAAGAACAAACACCAUGUGUCUUUAACAGUCCCGUGUGAAACAGGGCCUACUUUCUAAGCCCUCCUAGCACCCAUCAUCGCAUCAGCAAGUCAAGUUAAGUCUACCAGUGUAGCUGUAGCAUAGGCAUCACCGUGGACACAGUUCUCUCCCAACUUCAUCCCCAUUACUCUCUCCCACUAAACACGUCUUCCCCUCUUCACACUCUUAGGGCAUCAGUGAUUCUUUUGGCAAGUCAGGGCCCAUCAGACAUUUCUUCAAGUGUUUUAGAAUUGGCAUCCUAUUUCCUAAAGGCUCUGGUCAAAAGCAGUGCACUAUAUUAGGAAGCAACCUUCUACUGUCCUAAUGCAGAGAGCUGAUUCUGAUUCUAUUAAUGGGCAGUUUGCAUGUAAACAAUCAGCUUAGUGAGCAGCAGUAAAUGCUGUCAAUGCAUAAUUGAAAAAUGUAAUAUUAUUGCACCUUAUGCAAGUCAACAGUCACACAACCAGAACACAAUUGACCUUUGGUAAACAGCUGAAAACUGAUAUUGUGAAUUGUUUUAGCUGAAUCUAUGAUGUUUUAGGGAACAGUGGGACUGUUGUGUUCAUAGCAGCCAGAUUGAAAACACCCACUGUAUGCUUUGGUCCUGUCACUCUUCUGAUCAAUUAUCUAAUUUGUAACUGUGACAGUUGAGUUGUUUUCUAUGCAGUAUUGAAUUUGACCGGUGGCAAACAAUACGCUGUUCGUGAAAAUGAGCAAUUAUAUAGAGCUAGUGUGGUUAAGGCUUUCAAUUAGUACCUGUAUGGUUUUUCAUUUCAGCAGGCAUUGCAUGAAUCUACAGUGGAAUUAGGACAAUUGGAUUUUGGGGUGUGAAUUGGGUGAAGGACAUAUUUUAACACUCUUUACAAUUCCCAAUUUAUCAUAGCUCCAUGAUGAGAAGUCACAUGGUUUUGAUGUCAAAAUGAACUAGAGUUAAUGCAUUGUGGCUCGGUUGUUUUCAGACCUCAACCUUGUUCUUCUAUCGCCAGGUGUAAAAGCAUGGAGCUGUCAUACAUCAAUGGUAAUUUAAUGGUAUUAGUCUUAAAUUGGUUCUGGGAAAUCAAAUUUGGUAUAAAUGAAAACAGGGAGAACGUUUUUGAAUCAGCAUGUUACUUAUGAGUUACAAAAAGAGGUUGAGAAGCCACCUAGCUCCACCCCCUCCUGUAAUCCUAUUGAGUUUUUAUGACCUCAUUUUAUUUGCCUGGCCCUGGAUUCUUAAGAGUGUAUGUCCAUCAAUUCUAGCCUUCUAUGACAAGUGCCAAAAUAUGAACUCUCUCUGAGAAUACCUCUGUCUCUGUCAUUUUGUAGAUGAAGGUGGAACGUGCCCACUGCUCAGCUCUACUCGAAUUGCCAAGGGGUACUAGAAGCCAUCAAUUCCAUAAUAAACAAGUUUUUUUUUUAAAGUGCUGACGUGAUUUAGUAGCAUCUGAUUUUAAAAAGGUUUUUCCAAAGGCAUUAUGUCUUUGACGAAGGCAAAACUGCAGCAUCUAUGUGAAGUGAAGGUUUGCCUUUUUCCAUUUUCUACCAUAUCAGUUGUCCUAUUCCCAAAUAUUGACCAGUCUCUCUAUGAUUAACUAUAUCCUUUGCUUAUAAUUUAUUUUCUAAUUAUCUACAAACAUGAGUCCGCUCAAAUCUACGCAAAAAAAAAAAUAACUGCAUAAUCUGAGUAGCUAUGGGGAACAUUCCAAAAGACUCUCUUUGUUUGCUCAGUGCUCCUCCUGUCAGGCCCUGUCUAAUCAGUGGAGAAGCUGUUACUCAGAGGGAUUUAGUUCAUUAGUAAACAAUCCUUCCCUGCUGUUCCCCUCUGUGGUUCUAUCACAACACGCACACCUGGACAUACAACUAGGUAAUUGGGCCUGCAUAAAGAUGCCCUAUAUAAACAAUUGUCUAUUCAUAUUUUGUUUCCAAUGAUUUUGCUGAAUGUGAAGUUCAUGCUGUGAGAUGACAAUGUUUUAUAAAGUUUUAUGAGUUUCAUUUUCUUAGCCAUAUGAACAAUUAUGACACUGGCAUGGCACUUUGAAGUAUCUGAGGGUUGUCCAGAGUUUUUGGUUUUAUACAUUUAUACAGAUUAAUAUUCAUUUUGGUUUCAGAUGGUUUAACUAUCUUGCUUGUUGCUAUAUCUGUAUAAUUCCUGAGAUAGAUUUAAGCCGCCAAAUUUACCAGUCAUGUUUAAGUCUGCUCACCACAGUUUGCUGGCACUUUACGAUUUGGGCAUUACAUUGCAAAAUUACAUAAGCAGAAUGCCUUGUUUGCUGAAAUGUCUUUCCUAGGGGUGCUCCACAGGUUAUGAGAAACAAGUGUAUUGUUCUGUCUAGAUGUUUGUUGUGACAUCACAUGUAACAGUGCUUUUGUUAACCUAGCUGACAGCAAAGGAUUCCUCUGCAUCAAAUGACAAACAGGAAAAUAUAGCUGUCUCCUUGUAUGACAUUAAACAACAUCCUUUUUUUGGAUGGGUCCAACUGCAAGGCUAUUGUUCUCCAGCUCAUUUUGUUCAGAUUAUUUAUUUUACGAUGGCACCCCUACCUCGACAUUCAACGGCAAAACUUCAUGUAACAUAAAAUGAAAAAACAGUAUUGUAUAAUGUUCAAAUCUAGAUGUGAACACAAGUGCUUUUUAAAAAAAAUCUUAGAAUCGUUAAAUGUGAGUAGAAAACUGUUUGUGCUGUUUUUCAGUGUGGAUUUAUUGACAAGUCAAGGCACUCGUCAGUCAGAUGAAAUAAUGUUCUGCAGUUGUCAAGGUGUUGAAGAAAAACAAUCCUCAAAUGUAUUACAGUACCUAGUUUACAGUUUGUACAAUAUGUGCCCUUACUACGUGUAGAAUAAACGUGUAUGUUCAUUUUU
Molecule: messenger RNA, 7128 nt
Organism: Salvelinus fontinalis (brook trout)
Lineage: Eukaryota; Metazoa; Chordata; Actinopteri; Salmoniformes; Salmonidae
Product: D(1)-like dopamine receptor
Exons: 1
Coding region: 1700-3031 (443 amino acids)
Biological process (GO): vasodilation; G protein-coupled dopamine receptor signaling pathway; adenylate cyclase-activating adrenergic receptor signaling pathway
Cellular component (GO): plasma membrane
Molecular function (GO): G protein-coupled receptor activity; dopamine neurotransmitter receptor activity, coupled via Gs
Source: RefSeq, a predicted model, not a curated record